AUGUCUCUGGACUCUGCCGAAUUCCAUGCUGAAGUAUACCGCGUCGUCCGCCUCAUCCCGCACGGCAGGGUAACAUCCUAUGGCCACAUAGCAAAGCUGAUCGGUAUGCCUAAUCACUCUCGACACGUCGGACAAGCCCUGAAGUAUCUCGGCGCCGACCUCGAUCCACCUGUGCCAUGGCAACGCGUGAUAGGAUCUUCCGGUACCAUCUCUCCUCGUGGUGAAGGCGGUGCACAGCGGCAACGCGAAGCGCUCGAGGCCGAGGAUGUGGAAGUUCGCGAAGGGCGCACUGGGGAUCUCUUAGUUGACCUCAAAACGUAUGGGUGGUUCCCUAUGCGAGAAGAACUUGACCAAGAAUGA
Molecule: messenger RNA, 360 nt
Organism: Peniophora sp. CBMAI 1063
Lineage: Eukaryota; Fungi; Basidiomycota; Agaricomycetes; Russulales; Peniophoraceae
Source: the annotation of a GenBank genome assembly